AUGGCCGGUCCCGGGCCCUCCGGCUCCCUUCUGGACCUGCCCGCCUCGGUCAUGUGUCGCUUCUAUGAGAUAAUGGACGCCCUCGGCCGGGCCGACUGGGAGCGCUUCGCCUCCAGGAUCGUGCGGAAUCAGGUGGAGCUGCGUCUCUAUGAGAAGUCGGAGGGGCGGACGCAGAACGUCAUGUGGGCCUGGAUGAAUCGCAACGCGCGCGUCGCCGACCUGCUCCAGAUCCUCGAGGACUUGCAGCUUUAUCUGGCCCGUGAUGUCAUCGCCUCGUGGACCGCACCAGCACACUCCCCAAAGCCCUGCCUGUUGCUUCCUCGCCUUCUGUCUGCCUCCUGUGAUCCCCCACCCUCUCCACGCAUCCCGGAUCCUGGUGGGGAGGGCAGCGGGGUGAAGACUCCUGCGUGGGAGCCCCAGAAGGGAACGCCCCCACCUGCUGCAGCAUUUUCAGUAGCCUUUUCAGAAUAUUUUGUGUACUGGGGUGUGUGUGCGUUUUGUUUCUCUGCCACUGUCCCUUGGCAUGCCAUACUGAAAUGCUUGUUUUGUUCUCCCUGGCAUAAUGGCAUUCCUGUUCAUUUCUCCUUGCCUGCAGAACCCUCCUGCCCAUCACGAUCUCUGCCAGACCCCUCUCGUAGCCGCAGCAGUCCUGUCCGAAGCAGCUCACCUUUACCUCCUCCUGCCCUCCUUAAGGAACAGGCCUGUAGCUCCGUGUCCCCUGCCUGUCCAUUCUCCUGGCCUCUGAAGGAACUGCUCCAGGCUACGGGCGACUUCUCCGAGGACCUGAAGAUCGGAGAAGGCGGCUUCGGUUGCGUCUACCGGGCCCGGCUCCGCAAUACCGAGUAUGCUGUCAAACGGCUCAAGGAGGAGGCAGAACUGGACUGGACGGUGAUCAAGAACAGUUUUGUCACAGAGGUGGAGAAACUCUCACGAUUCCGCCACCCCAACAUUGUCGAGUUUGCGGGUUACUGUGUCGAAGAAGGAAACUUCUGCCUUGUCUACGUCUUCCUCCCCAAGGGCUCCUUGGAGGACUGUUUGCACGGGCAGGUGGGUCCCUGCCUUUCGUGGGCCCAGCGACUCCACGUGGCGGUGGGGACGGCUCGGGCCAUCCAGUUUUUGCACAGCGAUUCUCCCAGCCUCAUCCACGGAGACGUCAAGAGCUCUAACAUCCUCCUGGACGCGGCGCUCAACCCUCGCCUGGCCGACUUUGGACUUGCGCGAUUCAGCCGCCGGCUGAAGCAAGGAGAACACAGCACCACACUGGGCUGGACCCAGACGGUGCGGGGCACACUAGCGUACCUGCCCAUCGAGUACAUCCGGACCGGGACGCUUUCCACGGCCAUUGACGUCUUCAGUUUUGGCGUGGUACUACUGGAAAUCUUAACUGGGAGGCAACCCAUGGAGGUAGAUUCAGAGGGACGCAGCUUGUACUUGAAAGAGCUGCCGAACAAAGAAGAGGAGCAGAAAGCCCUGCCGGUGUCCGCCAUGACGGCGUCGGGCUCCUCCCAAGACACUCAGCUCGGCGCCCAUCUCCACCAUUGGCACACGGACCCACGGGCAGGGCCCUGUCCGGAGCAGCUGGGCACGGCGAUCAGGCAGUUGGCCUACCGUUGCCUAAACCGGCGGGGCAAGCACCGCCCUGCAAUGGCCAAGGUGUACCAAGAGCUGGAGCAGCUGCAGCUGUCCUUGUACGGGGAGUCGGCUUCGCCUCUGCUGCUGGCGGGGCAGCUCCCCGCCCCCCAGGAGAGCUCCUACCCCUCCCGGCCUCUCAACCAGCCCGAAGAGAGUGACGAAAGCCUGGACCUGGAGCUGCGGAGCUGUGGGAGCGGAUCCCUGGAGAGAGCUGCGAUGAGCCCCCCAGGCUACUCUGCCCCUCAGAUCGUCAUCAACCCGGCACGGAGGCGCAUGAUGGAGCGGCUGGCACGCUACGCCGACGGGGCCCUUGACAGCGUGGGCCUACUCGCCUCUCUCUCCUUGCGGGAAGAGCAGCGCCCUACCCGUCCUUCUCACGAGCCGGAGGAGAGUGACGAAUUUGAGGCCUGA
Euleptes europaea (tarantolino) is the source of this 2043-nucleotide messenger RNA. RefSeq names its product interleukin 1 receptor associated kinase 1 (gene IRAK1). NCBI's taxonomy places the organism in Eukaryota, Metazoa, Chordata, Lepidosauria, Squamata, Sphaerodactylidae. Gene Ontology annotation, molecular function: protein binding; protein kinase activity; ATP binding. The transcript has 14 exons. Gene Ontology annotation, cellular component: plasma membrane. Gene Ontology annotation, biological process: protein phosphorylation; signal transduction. The coding region runs from base 1 to 2043 and encodes 680 amino acids. The record is from RefSeq and is a predicted model, not a curated record.